AUGAUCCUCUACUUUCUAACUUGUGAGAGAGAUCUUGAAGGAGUGUACUACUUUUCGAGGAGAGGAGUCACCGUGCACACCAAGGGAGGACCAGCUGGGUCGGCUCGGUUGAUUGUCUUUGUGAUCGUCGCUGCCGAUGGUGGUGAUAGCAUCAUGGUGGUGACGGUGGUGGCUAUUGCGAGAGCUGCCACUCAUUGUGAGCCUAGCCGCAGGCGCCGGGUGAUGGCUACUGCUACAGCCAUGACCUGCUGGGUAAGUUGCGGCUCAGCUCGGACUGAGGUGCUGCGUCAGCGGCUCGGACUGAGGUGUUGCGUCAACGGCUCGGACUGA
Molecule: messenger RNA, 330 nt
Organism: Prunus armeniaca (apricot)
Lineage: Eukaryota; Viridiplantae; Streptophyta; Magnoliopsida; Rosales; Rosaceae
Source: the annotation of a GenBank genome assembly